UUCCUCCGUAUGUCACUGUUCAUUUGACUUUUGCAUUAAAAAAAUAUCAUAAUGAAUAUUAAAUAUUUUAUUAUUUUUUCAUCCAUGUGUCUAUAUUUUUGUGUGGCAAGUUUUACUAAUGAGCAAUUGGACGAUAUAUAUGAUGCGGUAAAAGAAUAUGCUAUAGCCACAGCCUCACUUCGUGCAAGAUUUUGCUUAAUUCAAAACCGCGUGGAAAUGAAACAAAAAAUACUACAAGAUACUACAUCCUCAGAUGCAGUAAAUUUUGGCUCAAUUAAAAAGCCACUGGAAAUGAAUCAAAAAAUACUAGAAGAUACUACAUCCUCAGAUGCAGUAAAUUUUGGCUCAUUUAAAAAGCCACUGGAAAUGAAUCAAAAAAUACUAGAAGAUACUAAAGCCUCAGAUCCAUUAGUUUUUGGUUUAAUUGAAAAAUAUGAAGAAUCGAAUCACAACCUACUUGAGGCCAAUCAAUCAAUCGAUUUGAUAUUUAACGACUUUCCGGAUAUUCGUUUGCCAAUAGAGGAAUUUAAUGAAAAAAUGAAUAAUAUUAAAGAAUUAUUAAAUAUAUCAAAUUUAACUGAUGAGAUAUUGGACGAAAUUUAUUCUACGUUACGAGAAGAUGCUGCCAACAAUUCAAUACAAUUUUACAUAUUUGAAAAACUUAUUGAAGACCCUGAACGGGUUAUCGGUUUUAAAAUUGAAAAAAUUCCAGAUGGUAUUCAUAUGUCAAAAAAGGAAUUAAAAAAUAUAAUGAAUGCAAAAAUAGAAAAUUUAACUGAUGAGAUAUUGGACGAAAUUUAUUCUACGUUACGAGAAGAUGCUGCCAACAAUUCAAUAAAAUUUUACAUAUUUGAAAAACUUAUUGAAGACCCUGAACGGGUUAUCGGGUUUAAAAUUGAAAAAAUUCCGGAUAUUUAUAUGUCAAAAGAGGAAUUAAAAAAAAUAAUGAAUGCAAAAAUAGAAAAUUUAACUGAAGAGCAUCAUCAAAGAAUUUUUGAAAAAAUAAUACACAGAUCUAAAGGAUGUGUUACCAAGCUUUCAAUACAAGGCUAUUUAUAUACGAAAACCAUAGGAUCGAAUGAUAUACUAUCUAUACAGGAAAUCGAAUAUGGAACUAAAAGUUUGCCAUCGGAUAUUCAUAUGUCAAAAGAGAAAUUUAAAGAAUUAAUGCAAGCAAAAAUAAAAAAUUUAACUAAAGAGCAAAUUGAAAAAAUUUAUGCAGCAGUACAAAAAGAUAAUAAAGGAUGUGUUACUAAGCUCUCAGUAAAAAACUACUUACAUAAGAAAAGCAUUGAAUGGAAGCAUAUAAUAUCUAAACAGGAAAUCGAAUAUUUAACUAAAAGUUUGCCGUCAGAUAUCUCUAUGUCAAAAGAGGUAUUCCAAGAAUCAAUGAAAACAAUAAUAAGGGAUUUAACUAAUAAGCAACUUGAAAAAAUGUAUGAUGUAGUACAAAAAGACGAUAAAGGAUAUGUUACCAAGCUCUCAGUAGAACACUACUUACAUAAGAAAAGCAUUGAAUGGAAGUAUAUACCAUCUAAACAGGAAAUCGAAUAUUUAACUAAAGAUUUGCCGUCGGUUGCGUGUUUGACAAAAUCGCGAUUUAAAGACGAAAUAAAAAAAGAUGAGAUAUUGGAAGAAAUUUAUGCUGGCGCCCAAAGUUAUUUGGCUAAUGAUUUGAAACCCCUUUCUGAAUGGCUCAAAAGUGGAACGUUUUAUAGGUCUACCAUAAUACAAGGUGUGUUGGACUACAUAAAUAAAGAAGAACUAGCGAGCGAACAUAAAAGUAAACUAAGUUCCAUAACCAAUGAACAACUAAUGGAUGUAACAGAAACAUUGCCGGAGGAUAUUCGUAUGUCAAAAAAGGAAUUAAAAGAAUUAAUAAAAAAACCAAAAUUUACUGAUGCGCAAUUAAACGAUAUUUAUGAUGCGGUACUAAAAGAUGCUAAGUCUUCAUAUCCAGUUAAAGUUUGCAUAAUUGAGAAAUUCGAAGAUAGAAAACAUGUACUACUUGAAAGCCAUUUGACAUGUAGCCAAUUUCCGGAUAUUCGUUUGCCAAAAGAGGAAUUCGAAAAAUCAAUGAGAUUAAACAAAUUUGAUUUACCUGAUAUGAUAUUGGACGAAAUUUAUUAUACGUUACAAAAAGAUGCUGCCGAAAAUUUAGUUUGUCAAUUGUACAUAACUGAAAGAAACCUUGCACAAAAUAAAGUUCCAAAAAUAGAUAUCGGGUUUAAAACUGAAAAAAUUCCGAAUAUCUCUAUGUCAGAACAGAAAUUUCAAGAAACAAUGAAAACAAUAAUAAGGGAUUUAACUGAUAAGCAACUUAAAACACUUUAUGAAGUAGUACAAAAAGACGAUAAAGGAUAUGUUACCAAGCUCUCAGUAGAAGACUACUUACGUAAGAAAAGCAUUGGAUCGAAGCAUAUACUAUCUGAACGUGAAAUCGAAUAUGUAACUAAAAAAUUGCCGUCGGAUAUUCGUAUGUCAAAAGUGGAAUUUAAAGAAAUCGUGAAUAAACAAUCUUUCAAAUUUACUGAUGUGCAAUUGGACUUCGUUUAUAAUGCUACCAAAAGACAUGUUGACGAAUUAUAUAAAGCUGCCAACGAAUACGGUGAAAAAGUGGACAGAGAUUACAUAGAACGCUACUUGGCCGACAACUUAUCCAAAUACAAUGGACUAACCAUUUAUAGGGUGCAGGAUGUAGUAAAUGACUUGCCGCCAGCUAAACAUUUGAUGUCGAUAAGUGAAUUUAUAGAUAAAUUUGAUUAUGGUUUGUUCACUUCACGAGGAUAAUGGACGCUACAACAGCAUCCUUUGGCGUAUUUAAAAUUGUUCCGUUAUAUGGC
Adelges cooleyi (spruce gall adelgid) is the source of this 2843-nucleotide messenger RNA. RefSeq lists its product as uncharacterized. Lineage: Eukaryota; Metazoa; Arthropoda; Insecta; Hemiptera; Adelgidae. The record is from RefSeq and is a predicted model, not a curated record. The transcript is spliced from 23 exons. The coding region runs from base 52 to 2790 and encodes 912 amino acids.